AGGUUUCCUCUGAAUAAAUUUGAAAUUUGACGUCGCGACGUCUAAUGGCAGUACCUAUAACUAAAUUCUUUUUUCUUGUUAUUUACCAAAAUGUACUUAUUACCUCAAUCACGCAAAAUGAUAGAUGAAAAGCACAAAGGUAUAGUUGUUAGAUCUUGCAUUUCUGUCGCAUUGUUGCUACGUCUAUGUAUUAGCCAUUACAAAACCUUAAAGUACUUUCAGCUCGAGCUCAGCUCUGAACUGCUUUGAACUCAAGUAUUUUUAGGUUACUAAAAGGAUUUUGUGACUCAAACGAUGAAAAUAACCCACUGCUUUGAACCUUCCUCUUUCGAAUGAACCCUCAUUCAACCCAAAAUGUGCUCAUAUAAGGACAACAAACGUCGGCCCAUAAUUACAUUUUCAAAAACAAAUUCCGCCAUUUUAUGGAUAAUGGCAGAGCACGCAGGAUAACAAAUUUAGUUCAGGCAAUUCGUAUGAGAUGGCGCUUACUGAGGGCUGCUAACCGGAAGUCGGUACAUAUGCGACGUUACCAUUAUGGCAUAAUAGUGUCUAACCUUUCCCUACGCACUGUUACCAUUCGACGAUUUGACCAAAGUCGAAAUAUUCUUACAUUUACCGACGUUAAAAAAAAAAAUGGAUAAUGAACCGCAGCCGUUCACGUCAGGAAUCAUCGAGGAAAAGAAGAGGACAUUAUAUUUUGUUCCUUACUGGGAUCCAAUGGUACCCUAAAUUCUAAGUAAGUGUAUACAGCAGUGAGGACUGCAACGCUAGCUCCAAUGCGCAUGAUCAGGAAAAAUUCCACGAAUGUCCAUCACUGACUGUUACACAUUAUACAUUGUUUAUAAGAUGAAUAUUAAAUAAUAUUACUCUGAUGAUUUUUGUCACUCUUUUAAACUGAAUCACCGCUAAUAAAAAAAUGUCUUGCAUCUGUUAAUGAUAUCAUCAUUCCGUAAAAAGUUAAUCCAAAUUUUCAUAGAUCGGGGGGCCUCUCAAAACGCGGGGCCGGGUUCCAGCGAACGCGCUGAACCUGCCUUGCGCCGGCCCUGCCUGAAACGUAAAAGAUUUCAACGAGAGUUUUGCCUCUGUGUAAACUACGUACUCUGUGAUAUCGACUCGACCGGGAAAAACAUGGCGACUACUCUCGAACGCCAUUUCGAUGUAUCGUCGAACGAUAAUCUCGCUUCGAAUCGAUGGUCGUUUUCACGAUGGACGGCGAACGAACGUGCCGUGGACUUGAUGUUAGUGCGAAACGAUGAUUUUUCGUGCUGACAAUACUUCUUACCUGAAAAUUCUCGCGCAUUAAUACGCAGAAUCGUGAAUUUUUGGACAUUUCGCGUGGCCAAUAGGCGACAACAAUUGCGCGAAGUCGACGAAUCGUCGAUGGUGCUAGUGCGAAGUCUGUGCUGUGUACGACCGUAGUCUUCUCGUGUGGUUUCGUGCCGCUGUCAACGAGAGCUUGAAUAUCUGUACCAUAGGAUAAUUAUACAAGAGAAUUGCCACGGGAUCGUGUAACAAACUCGCUGUGAAUCCACGACUCGAGAAAGAAUAGACUUCGUUCUCUGUCCGAACAAAGCAGAAUCGCGUAAGGUACGCCCCUUUCGCAGGUGCCAAUAACAUUUUCGCGACAUCCAUCGAGAAGAAUCGACCACCGAAUACACAGGCUCUCGAAGAAGCUGAUUCGGAACGCGUCCCAGAAUCUACCCAGGAGACCCACUUUUCCGACUCUGAAUUUAUUACCUUACUUGGUUUUGUCCGCUGUUUCGCGCAAAAUCGAUAGAGAAGCUCGCACAUUGCCCGCGGAGUGUGGAACGCUCACGCGAGGAGAGUCGCCGACAAAAAUAGCAAAGUCCUCGACAAACACGGGCCCGGGCUCCGGAGUGUCCUUAGUUCUCGUUGCCGAUCCUUCUCUACGUUUAAUCCGUGACUAACCGGUAUUAUUUCGUGCGAAUUUUACCAACGCUCGGCGCUGCUUGCCGAUGGAACAUCGUUCGUUCAAAACAUCGUGUGUUCCGGUACGGGCCAUGCAGUAUAGCCUGUGAUCGUUUAAAUUACCUCGUUGCCGCUGUUUAUGUGAAUGUUCUCGUUCCAAGUUUUUUUUUGCGCGCGCGUGAGAGUGCCAAACGUACUCGAAGUCGCAAACGGCGUCGUACGAAUGUAAAUAAAUCCACUCGCGAGCGAUCGCGAUCGUACGAGAGACCAUACUCUAACCUUACUUCGAGGAGAGAAUUUAGUGGUGUACGUACGCCUAACCUUCGCGUUGUCAAUCGAGGUGCAGGUUUGCGUCGGUUUGCAUCGGUUUGCAUUCGUGCCCGAUGACACCGUGACAUAAAAGAUAUCCGCGCAAACGUGGCGAGACGUGAAAUUCUUUGAACGAACAAUUCGUCUCGCCGGCUAUGACGAGAACAAGGACCCGUUCGAACGGAUCGUCGCUACCACCGUUGCGGAUGCUGUGAUUUUGUUGAAUGUGGAGUGCGAUCUCGCGCCUUUUUGUCAAGGGCAAAACCGAGGAACCUGCCCCGGGGACGGAGGAUCGGACGUGCGACGGUGUGUCCGACACGGUCGUCCAUGUUUUCGACGCAAUGGAUCGUAACGUGGGUGACGAUCGACGUAAGGGCACUGCCGGCGAGCAACAGCACGCCGCAGCCGAAUCCGAACACUUCUCCGAUGCCUACGAUUCUCGCCAGGCCAAACAACGUGCCUCCGUAAAAUGGCUCCUGUCGAAGGCGUACAACAACCGAGUGCCAGAAAACCUUCGUGAGCCGUAUUAUGUCGAUCACGAGGAUCAAGAACACCUGAAGCCGCAGAUCGUCCACGCACUUUCCAAUGCAGAGCUGUACUGUUUGGCACUGGCAAAUAUUUAUUCGGAUCCAAAUUAUCACAAUCAGAAUCACUGCGGUAUUUUGCAAGCUCUCGCCAGGAAGGGUGUUUAUCUCGCGGAGCCAAACAAUACUCAACUCACCGAAACGAUCCUCAUUCAAAAUUCACCACUCAAGAUGUCUGCGCAUAUGGCUGUGAUAGAGGGCCUGAUGGUCCUGUAUGCGAAAGAAGUGGUGACCGGGGACCGCGUCGUCUCAGCGAUUCGACGAUUCGAUCCUCAGGCUGAUGUGGAUGUCCCAGGGGAUCACGAAAGGGGUCUUCUUCUUUGGAUAAGCCAUGCGUCGCACGCGUUGAUCGCAAAAAUCCAAACGGAAGAGGGUGCUGGGGAUAAAACGCGACUGCCAGAGCUGCCCGCUGCCAAGGACUUCCAAUCGCUCUGCGAUGGCGUCGGUUUAGCCGCGGUCGUGGCAUAUUAUUGCCCAGGGGAACUGAACUGGAUGGACAUCCGUGUGUCGAAGAGACCGUCGGUAGCGGACGCCCUGCACAAUCUGUCGUUGGUUCACGCGUUUUGUAACAGAUGUUUACCGUAUUCCAUUUUUCACAUGCAACCCGAGGACGUGACGUACAUGAGAGGGUCCAUGAAGCAAAAUUUAGUUGUUUUUCUGGCGGACAUGUACAACGUAUUGGAAAUUCAUCCUGCAAAGUGCGUACGUUACCCCGGCGAGGAGAGGGCGAUGCAAUUCCUAGAUGCCUGCCCGCGCAAUAGUCAUGGCGUAGCUCAUAAAAGAAGUCUGCCACAGUCUAUAGCUCCGAUACCUGAUCUGAGAAGCAACCUCUCCGUAUCCGCGCCAGGCUUCACAGUUGCGAAAGCGUCGUCAUCCCCCUCUGUGAAGAAGUCGCAGUCGUUGCAACAAACUGCCGAGAAUUAUUCGCACGAUGACAGACGAGCUGGGAGCGAAGAAAGUUUUGUAGUCCAUCGUGGCAAAGGCAUUCCUACGUUGAGCUCUGUAGCAGACGAGAAAUCGCUAGCUAGAGCAGAUGCCGCUGGUCGGCCGAGCAACUGGGAAGACCAGAGGAGAAGUUCUUACGCUGGUCGUCGAUCUCGACGUAACAGUGUUUCGGACGACUCUCAGUUGACGAUUGAAAACUUUGGCGGGUCUCAGGAUAAUUUACACAACUUCGGUAGAAAUCCGGACAAGGAAGUUGGAGCUCAUAUAGGCAAACGAAGUACGACCGAGCCUACGUUGCCUGCGAGAUCUAGCGUUCAGGAUGUGUACGGUAGUGGCGUGCAACACAUACUCGCAGACAACGGUUAUGGAAAUGACGAGCCCCCAAGAUUGAGAAGGCAAGCUUCGAAUUCUAGCUUGGACAACGUCGCGCUCAAGCAAAUUUUACAUUCCAGUGAAAACGAUAAUUCGGAAGGGGACAACACGUCCAAAUUAGCAAGCUUCGCGAACUUGAACAGGCAAAGCUCGGAAAAGAGUAGCAUUAACCUGAACUAUACCGAGUCCGAGGAUAUUACUACGAAAUCGAACCUUUCGAACAAGAAACACGGUCAAACCAAUGGCAAUGGAAACGGGGAAAAGAAAACUACGUUCGCUACCUUACCUAAUACGACGACAUGGCAGCAGCAAAGUAACCAGCAAUCCCAGCAAGCGGAACAACAUUCUGCUGAUGAAAACGGUGGUAACACGAUUAUGGCCUCACAACUGAAUAAUAUUAGAUUGAAGCUGGAAGAGAAACGUCGUCACAUAGAAAAUGAGAAGAGGAGAAUGGAGGUUGUUAUGUCGAAACAGCGCCAGAAAGUGGGGAAAGCUGCAUUCUUGCAAGCUGUUACAAAGGGUAAGGUUAAAUCUCCCUCUUCAUCAACGUCUGGGGGGGACAGUCCGGCCGAAAUCGGUCCCCCCACUCCUGUAACCUCCGGAUCUUCGGGGGAGACCCCGUCAAGUGUUUCCGAGACGACCCCCGUACCCCAACAACCCUUUCAAGAAAAACCACAGAGACCCUUCUCGCUCAAGGAAAUUAGUGAGGAUGUUCGGGACGUUGAACAUAAAUGGUUGGAGCACGAUGGUAAUGCACCAUUUAUUGAAACAAGACGUACCCCAGACAUUGAAAAUAUGGAUCUUGACCAAUAUCAUCAGUCUAUAUCACAGAUGAAUAGCAGUCUUAGUGAAAUACAAGCUGAUAUACAACGCUUAGCAAAUCAGCAAAAUCAGAUACAGCAGCAACAUUUAAUGACCCACCACCAACAACAAAUGCAGCAUCAAUUGCAACAGUUACAGAGUCUUAGUCAGCAACAUAUGCAAAGUUAUGGAAUAACACCCAUAAAUCCGAUAACCCCAAAACUACAAGAUUCUCAACAAUCACAGUUUUAUUUACACGAUCAACCACAGUUACAAAGACGAAUGUGGGGUCAACCACCUUCUACGCAAAGCUUAGCAAAUGAAAUGGCCGCAGUGGGUUAUCAACAACAAGUAGAUUCGCGAUAUAAUUCUCCACCAUCAGUUUAUCAUCAAGAUAUGCGCUUAUUUCAAGACACACGGAAUUGGGGAACACAUCCACCUCAACAAAAAGGAUUUGUUUUACAUGAUACUUCUCAAGAACCAAGGUACCUCAAUGGUGGAGAUCAUAGUCUUUGUAAUAAUCAAAUGAGUCAUCCUGGGUCUACAUAUCCAACAUCUUCAUCUAUCUUUAAUCAAACACCACCGUCUUCUGCUAGUCCACAACAUCGUAAUGCGGUUCAUCGAAUAAGUCAGUUAAUGAGUGAAAGCCCCGAACCAAAAAGGCCGACAGUACAUCACAUACCAAUUAAAUGCGACAGUCCUACCGAAAAGAGACAAGUUACUGCGUUACAUACUCCUGUUCCAGCUCCACCCGUCGACGAUAUGAAACCUCAAAAUAUAUCAUUUAUUGGAAACGAUGAUGAACUUUCGCAAGGUAUAAGAGGUUUACACAUCACGUCUGGUAACCGUACAUAUAGAAUUCCAUCGCCAACUAGACCUUCAAUAUCACGUAAUUCAUUUCAACCUCAUCCAUCGUUAAGAGAAGCCACACCAUCUCCAUCAGGUACUCCAGAGGUUACACCUCUCGAUCCAACGGAUGCUGGUGAAAAAGGGUUCUACAUUUGUUUCGAUAACGACGCGCCGAAGAAACCAAAACCGACUCUCAGAGUAAAGAGAACAUCUCCUAAGAAGGAAAGAACAGCAUCGUCGUAUAUUGACAACGAAGAUUUUACGGUACGUUCUGAGUCUCCUUCUGCUAUUUCUGAUAGACAGAAGCUCCUAGAAAUUCGACGAGAUUCAGAUCGAGAAAAGCAACGUCAACUAGAUGAAAGGGAAUUUCAACGACAAGAAAUUAGAGAUAGAGAGUUACAAAGAGAAGAAGAAAGAGAAAAGCAGAGAGAACGACGUGACACCAGCGCAGAAAGUCGCCAAUCUGGAAUUGGAUUAAUAAUUGGAAAUCAACUUGCAAAUCCUGAUCCAAAUUCAUUGGACGAAAUGGAGCGGAAGAAAGAACGUAUAAUGCUUCAAUCGUUACAAAGAAGACAGCAGCAAGAAGAAAUGAAAGAGAGAAAAGAGGCAGAAGCACAAGCGCGUAGGGAACAAGAGAAAUUAAAAGCAGAGGAAAGAGCUCGUAAAAAAGAAGAAGAAAGGCAACGAAGAGCAUCUAUUUUAGAACAACAUAAAGUAAAGAAGGCGAUAGAGGAAGCAGAGAGAGAAGGCAAGGUUAUCGAUAAAGAACUUCUGAAUGCAAUAAAACCAACAAAACUGCGUAAUAAGACUGCAACAACCCGACCACGACCCAAGACAAUUCAUGUGGAUGCUGGGGCGGAAUUGGAUUCUGGGGCUCUGACGCCUAGUCGUGGAAAAAAGGGUUCUUCUUCUAAUUUAAGUACAGCGUCGCUGACCUCCCCGACGAUGAGGCGAGACUACUACCGAGGCUCGCAGGACAGUCUUACUGCUGCCCAUUUUGAUGACCGACGAUCCGGCCCUCUUUAUCGGGGCGGCAGUCUCAGGGUAUCUUCCGUAGAUUCACCCGACGAUGGUAGAGGAUCCUCGCCUUGUCGAAGCAUGAAUCAACUUGGUCGACGUGGUUCCUACAAGACAUCUAGAGAUGUGCAGGAGCCUCAGCAACAGGUUAGAGGCAGGCCUAAAUACCCGAGUUACCAAAACUUUAAGGGGAGAAAGUCUAAUUCCUUGAUGAAUUUGUGUGGUUCGAGUAGUGAUCAAGACGGUAUGAUGUGUCGAUACACAGAUACGGACAGCGGUCUGGGCAGAGCAACACCACCAAGGAGAGCACCAAGUCCGGGAAUGGGUAGCAUGAGGCAUUUACCUUCUCCAUCAGGCCCUGGCUCUUUACCUCCUGGUUUAAUGACGAAAAGAAGAGUGUUCGAUGAUGGUAGCAGCGACAUCAGUAGCACACCCAGUUCAAUGAUGGACUAUAACGGUCCAAGAUUGUAUAAACAGCCUACGACCAAGUCAAAUCGUGGUAUUAUGUUAAAUGCUGUAGAAUAUUGUGUAUUUCCUGGUACAGUAAACAGAGAAGCAAAAAGAAGAGUUUUGGAUGAAAUUGCAAGAUCGGAAAGCAAGCACUUUCUUAUUUUAUUUCGAGACGCUGGUUGCCAAUUCCGGGCUCUCUACUCGUACUGCCCUGACAGAGAAGAAGUAUCGAAAUUAUAUGGCACUGGACCGAAACAAGUCAACGAUAAAAUGUUCGACAAAUUUUUCAAAUACAAUUCGGGAGGAAAAUGCUUUUCACAAGUUCAUACGAAGCAUCUGACUGUAACCAUAGAUGCCUUUACAAUACAUAAUAGUCUUUGGCAAGGAAAAAAAGUGAAUUUGCCGAACAAGAAAGACAUGCCUCUCGUCAUAUAGUUUUACACAAGUGUCACACUUAACAUUAUGCUACUAUGCCCUCUGUUGUUCAUAGUUACUAUUUUAAUACAGGCCCAUAUUAAAUUAAUGCAAACGUUGCGUUCUUAGUCAAUUUUAUAAGGACAAAUGAUUGAUGCUGACUCGGAGAUGUGAGCAAUCUCGUCGAACGUUUGUAUGAUUGCGCACUAUUAUCGAACGGAGUAUUGUUACCAUACGUUUCCUUUUAAUUUUUGUUUUAUUUUUGUCUUUUUCCCCUUUUAAGUUAACGUUAGCAUCAAUCACUGUGUCGUAAGAUUACCAAUAUCUACCAUAGGAAUGGUUUGUUGUCAGUAUCUAAUAUCUUUGCGGACUAACUUUCGACGUGUAACCGCCUUGUAAUCAUGUAAGCUACUGUGUUGUAAAUGAAAGAUGUGACUGAUAUAAAGGUAUUAUAUUUCUUAUAUUCUUUUUUUUGCUAAAAGAGGCAGGACUUUCAUGAAUGUCACGUAACGAAUUUCGUCUUUACAUUGCAUAAAGUAAUUCGCACACGUUUCGUCGUUGCGUGUAAAUUAAAAAUCUCGUAAUUAUUAUUACAGUAGUACCAUUGUCUUUUACUGAUUGAUCGCUAAACGUUAAUGGAGGAUCAUUAAUUUGAACGUGUUUCUGAUAGAGCCAACAAUGAUUCGAAUGUUCAACGUGAUUUUUGUAUGUAUUUAAAAUUAAUUUUGAUAAAACAGUAAACAAAUAAAAUGCUUGCCGUGUGUUAAAUUUUUACCUGUAGUACAGUAAGAAGAUCUACAUUUUUUAUUAAACGAUUUAAAGCUCAAAAUUGUUUCAUCCAAAUUCUUUCAAUCGUUGUUUCGUUGUAAAUUCUGCUGUGUGUCUCAUUGUCACUAUUGAAGGCUAAUUAAUGAUUCCUCGUUACACAGAAUUUGUAACUGUUGACAGUUGCAACUGCAUAGAGAGGGUGCAAGUAAACUAUAAGUAGAAACACUAGGGAUUGGUGGAACGCAGUGAAAGAUAGAAAAAUGUCAUAACAAACAUAUGUUGAGUAGUUUAUAUUUGGCAAGUAAGGUUGAAUUUUAUAAUAUUAUGUUAAUGAUAGUAAAUUUAUCAAGUUUACAAUUAAUCGAUCCGUUGAACUUUCGAAGUUAAGGGACUUACACAAAAUUGAAGUAUACGAAACAAAGCUCAACUCACUUUCCCUCAGUAGUUCUAAUAGAAGUAUUAAGAAGAAUUGUUAACUUCCAAACCAACAGUUGAGGAAUAUGAAUACAAAUCAACAUUACUAGAGGUAUUUGGUUAAAUAUCUCUGAAAUUGUUAAUUUUUAGUCAUAUGUUUUUUAAACAGUUUUAUAUCUUCAAUGAAUUCUAACAAUCCCUAACAUUUUUUCCUGUAGUUUACUUUCAUCUCGCGUAGUGUAAUUCGUUCGUUGAAAAGUAUAAGAACCAGCUCACGAACAAAAGUGGAUAUGUAUAUAAAUAAGUUGAUUUUGAUUAGUGAAAGAGAAUACCAAAUCAGCCUUAAGAUCAAUCUGAAUGUAAUUGAUGUUAUGCGAGGAUGUUUCUUUCUUUACUGUGUACGUACGUGAUAAUUUAUAAUAUGCUGCGUUGAUUUGAAUUUUUGAAGCGAGUUCUGUAAAGUGUGCAUUGGUAUAAGAUAGAUUCACAAGGAUUUGAAAAGAAAGAAUUGGACUGUACCAAACAGUACCAAAAUUAAAGGUGUUCUCUGAGGAAAAGUAAUUGGUCUUGGUAACUGGUGAGAAUUGUUGAAGAGUGCGAAAACGGAUACGAACUGGUGAGAUUUUCGAUCGAAUUGUUCUACUUCCUGCGCGCAUUACAUACUUAUUUUUUAUGACGUACGAGACCGUUUGAAAUCUUGUAUCGUUUUUGUAUGUUGUAAGAGGGAAACAGAUAAUGACUUGAUAAAUAAGUAUUAAAGACAACAAAAUUUCUUUUAUACAUAGUUUUCCGAUUGAAUGUUUAUUUGAAUUUUCUAGGCCUACUAUGAUUUUAAUUCAACAUAUCUGCGUUCCUCUCGAUUCAGAAGACUGGAGGUGUAUUAGCAAUUUAUUUAUGAACGUUUUAAUGUAUUGAAAAUUUUAACGAAGUGAACUAAAGUUUAACCAGUUUAAUAAGUUGGUUAGUCCCCUUUGAGAGUUUUGUCAGUAGCAUACAUGGAUUUCUUUUCAGGUGUAAAUUGCUCCUUUUAACAUGGUUCUCAUCUCCUAAUGGAACGUGUCAGUCCAAUUUCAAGCGAAUGUAAUAUGCGGUCCGUACUGUACAUGAUAAAUAAUUAGCAUAAUAAUGUAAUGGAAGAACUAUUUAUUGUGCCAUAAAUUUUAAUGUCCGCCUUUCGUGUGGGACUGGCACUGACCUUCCAUCUUGACGAUUCGAUCUUUUUAACGUAUAUGCAAUUCGUUUGUCGUAAUAUGCUAAUAGAACGAAUGGAUAGAAAUAGAUAGAGAUAAAUACAUUUUUGUACAGAAAUAUGGAGGGUCUAUUCCACUAUAUCAUUUUUCGGUUUUGUUCGUUUGUCGCUUAAGUUAUAUUAGCAUAUUGUAAGGUUAAUUCAUUUUCUGAUCGUCUCAUUUUUGUAUAUGUAUUUUAACUUGGCGGGCAUGUGCAUGGAAUUUCGAACGAUGAUGUUGAAAGUGAAAAAAAAAAAAUAGAAGUAAAGAAACGGAGAUUGGUUCACUUUAACAGUAGACCCCCUAUAUUCUGCAAUGGCGUAACACAACCGUAUUGAUUAUUAUUAAGUAAUUACGUAACAUAUCGAAUUUCAUGUUCUUCAUGAUUAAUCGCGGAAAAUAUAUUUUUAAUUCGCAACGAUAAACUUGGUUCAAUCGUCCCAAUGAUUUUAAGAAUCUCCAGUACGAGGCGAACUCAUGUACGUGGGGCUUAAAAAAAAAAAACAAGAAGAAAUUUAAAAAAUCCGUCGUUUAUAGUAUUCAAAGAAAUUCAUUAUUCUAUUCUCGUCUAUUGUAAAUCUACUGCGUAUCGUCGUAAAUGUGGUGAAUAGAGAAAUUUUUGCGAGCUUCAAAUCCUGAAAUAGUCCGACUUGACAAUAUUGAACGUGAAGUAAACGCCAUAAGAUGAAUUGUAAGACGUGGACGCGAAUCGCGGUAAGUCUAUAAUAACGACGUAAACGAAAUACAGUGAAUGAAAAUUAUGAUAACGAUGUAGUCACUAAUCUUAAGAAGUCAACAAGAAUAUCGGCUCGUGGAUACGGGAUUGAACAAAAAGCUACAAAAAAGUUAAGAAAAUGUUUAAGAAAAGGAUGUAAAAGUGUAGCUGGAAAGAAAGAUUGCUUGUGCUUGAUAUUUAUAUUUUUCAAAGCAGAGAAUAUUAUUAGUGAGCUGGCACCGGCGGGAUAAAUAAUGAAACGAAAACAGAGAUACGAAUGGUAUAUAAAUAAUCGCGCUUACUAAUAAUAAACUAUUACCUUUUAUGUAACAAUCCUUCAUUUUUAUUGUCACGAGGAAAAAAAAAGGAAAGUGAAACUUUGUCAAAUCAUACAUGUUCGAUUUAUCCAUGUCUGUAAAUAUUAUGUUUUUAUAUACGCAUAAAUGAAACUACCACUCGA
Messenger RNA from Hylaeus volcanicus, 11256 nucleotides. RefSeq names its product patronin (gene Patronin). Bases 2463 to 7691 code for a protein of 1742 amino acids. The transcript is spliced from 26 exons. The record is from RefSeq and is a predicted model, not a curated record. Lineage: Eukaryota; Metazoa; Arthropoda; Insecta; Hymenoptera; Colletidae. Gene Ontology annotation, biological process: neuron projection development; cytoplasmic microtubule organization; negative regulation of microtubule depolymerization. Gene Ontology annotation, molecular function: microtubule minus-end binding; calmodulin binding; spectrin binding. Gene Ontology annotation, cellular component: microtubule minus-end.